AUGCCAGAUGGUACUCCAAGAUUUAUUUGUAAAGGUAAAGAAUUGAUUCAUUUCAUGGGUUGUUCCACUUUCUCCCAAUAUACUGUUGUUACUGAUAUCUCUGUUGUUGCUAUUAACGAUAAAGCUGAACUUGAUAAAGCUUGUUUGUUGGGUUGUGGUAUUACUACUGGUUAUGGUGCUGCUACCAUCACUGCCAAUGUUCAAAAAGGUGAUAAUGUUGCUGUUUUCGGUGGUGGUUGUGUUGGUUUAUCUGUCCUUCAAGGUUGUAAAGAAAGAGAAGCUGCUCAAAUCAUCUUGGUUGAUGUUAACAACAAGAAGAAAGAAUGGGGUGAAAAAUUCGGUGCCACUGCUUUUGUCAAUCCAUUGGAAUUACCAGAAGGUGUUACCAUUGUUGAUAAAUUGAUUGAAAUGACCGAUGGUGGUUGUGAUUUCACUUUCGAUUGUACUGGUAAUGUCGAUGUUAUGAGAAAUGCUUUGGAAGCCUGUCAUAAAGGUUGGGGUACUUCUGUUAUCAUUGGUGUUGCAGCUGCUGGUAAAGAAAUUUCUACUAGACCAUUCCAAUUGGUCACUGGUAGAGUCUGGAAAGGUGCUGCUUUUGGUGGUGUUAAAGGUAGAUCUCAAUUACCAGGAAUUGUUGAAGACUACAUGGAUGGUAAAUUAAAAGUUGAAGAAUUCAUUACUCACAGAAAACCAUUGGAAGAAAUCAAUGAAGCUUUUGAAGAUAUGCAUGCUGGUGAUUGUAUCAGAGCUGUUGUCAAUUUAUGGUGA
Candida tropicalis MYA-3404 is the source of this 768-nucleotide messenger RNA. It is a transcript of the gene FDH3, whose product is annotated as bifunctional alcohol dehydrogenase/S-(hydroxymethyl)glutathione dehydrogenase. Gene Ontology annotation, molecular function: S-(hydroxymethyl)glutathione dehydrogenase [NAD(P)+] activity; zinc ion binding. Bases 1 to 768 code for a protein of 255 amino acids. The record is from RefSeq and is a predicted model, not a curated record. Gene Ontology annotation, biological process: formaldehyde catabolic process. Gene Ontology annotation, cellular component: cytosol. Lineage: Eukaryota; Fungi; Ascomycota; Pichiomycetes; Serinales; Debaryomycetaceae. The transcript has a single exon.